AUGUCCUCAGCGGAAGAGUCACCGGCUCAGAGAGCAGCCAGACUGCGUCGGGAACGUCGUGAGGCUAAAAUCAAGGAGGGUGGUGCAGCGCGUCUGGACAAGAUCACCAGUCUGAGCGGACGGACACCACAGAGCAUUCGCGAAGAAACCUCUCCGAUUCCCUCUCCAUCCCCCUCACCCCAGCCUCCUGCCCCCGUCUCCAUGCCAGAAACAGGGCCAUUCCCGGGACCACCACCCCGUCAAUUCCCUGGACCGACCGCCAGCGUCGAAGAUCACCCACCAGAAGAUCUCCAAGCACAACAGGAGUACAUCCGGUCUCUUCUACGACAGAACGGGCCACCACCAACCGAGCCAGGCCUUGACGAUGAUCCCAUGAAACUGCUCAACACCCUCAUGUCCGGCGGGAUCCCCGGCGGCAUUCCCGGAGCCGACCCCAGCGCAGGCGGCGCCGGUCUCUCGCAAGCCAAUCUCGCCGGUACACUCGGCUCCCUAGGUCUGCCCCCGUGGGCCGCGAAUUGGCUCGGCGCGGCAGCGCGGCCCCAGACGGACGAGGAGAAGCGCGAUAUCCGGACGUGGAAGGUGCUCCACGUGGUCUUUGCGGUGGCGAUGGGCAUCUACCUGCUCCUGGUGCUCGGGGCGUCUGUCGCGACGUUUGGGAGCCAGCCGCCGCCGCCUGCGACGGCGCGGAAUCCGUUCGUGCUGUUUACGACUGCGGAGCUGCUGCUGGGCGGGACGCGGAUCAUGCUGAGCAAUAGGGGUGGGGGGUUGGUUGGGCCGGCGCUGUGGAUUCAGUUGUUCCGGGAUGUGAUUCAGGAUGGGAGCAUCGUGCUCUUUCUGCUUGGGAUGAGUGCUUGGUGGACUCGGGAUUGGAUGGCUGUUUAG
Aspergillus clavatus NRRL 1 is the source of this 882-nucleotide messenger RNA. RefSeq lists its product as uncharacterized. The coding region runs from base 1 to 882 and encodes 293 amino acids. The record is from RefSeq and is a predicted model, not a curated record. The transcript is spliced from 2 exons. Gene Ontology annotation, biological process: retrograde vesicle-mediated transport, Golgi to endoplasmic reticulum. NCBI's taxonomy places the organism in Eukaryota, Fungi, Ascomycota, Eurotiomycetes, Eurotiales, Aspergillaceae.